GCGAAGCUGCAAGCGCUCCGGCUGGCCCGUGCGACGUCGCCGCCCCGGGCGGGCGAGUUCGUGGUGGCCGUGGGGAGCCCCUUCAAGCUGCAGAACUCUGUGACCACCGGCGUGGUGAGCUCGGCGCAGCGAGGGGGUCGCGACCUCGGCCUGCCCCACCUCGACGUCGACUACGUGCAGACGGACGCCACCAUCAACUACGGCAACUCUGGAGGGCCUCUCGUGAACCUGGAUGGAGAGGUCAUCGGCAUCAACACCCUCAAGGUCACCGCGGGGAUCUCCUUCGCGAUAGCCGCGGACCGCAUUCGACGCUUCCUGAAAGAGACUCACGAACGGCAAAUCCACGACCACAAUGAGCCCAGCAAGUUCUACAUCGGCAUCCGAAUGUCAACGCUGACGCCUCAUCUUCUGAGUGAGCUGAGCCGCUACACAAAGUUCCCAGGGACUCUGUCCGGAGUUUACAUCAACGCCGUGAUUCCAGACACCCCAGCAUCUGCGGCUGGCCUGCAGGCCGGGGAUAUCAUCGUGGCAAUCAACGGCGAGGUGAUGACCGGCACGGCCGCAGUACAGCGAGCUGUGCGCAGCGCUGGUGGUGGUGGUGGUGGCGGUGGUGGUGGUGGUGGUGGUGGAGGUGGUGGUGGUGGAGCGGCGCUCGUCGUGAUGGUCCAGCGAGGAGGACAGCUGAUGAAGGCUCUCGUGGUGCCAGCUCGCGUCGGAUAGGGG
Molecule: messenger RNA, 723 nt
Organism: Petromyzon marinus (sea lamprey)
Lineage: Eukaryota; Metazoa; Chordata; Hyperoartia; Petromyzontiformes; Petromyzontidae
Source: RefSeq, a predicted model, not a curated record